Messenger RNA from Vitis riparia (riverbank grape), 905 nucleotides. RefSeq names its product protein EARLY FLOWERING 4-like. Gene Ontology annotation, biological process: positive regulation of circadian rhythm; entrainment of circadian clock. The transcript has a single exon. The record is from RefSeq and is a predicted model, not a curated record. Gene Ontology annotation, cellular component: nucleus. The coding region runs from base 159 to 608 and encodes 149 amino acids. Lineage: Eukaryota; Viridiplantae; Streptophyta; Magnoliopsida; Vitales; Vitaceae.
AUUUUCUUGAUUAACUUCGUCCCACUACCACCACACCUCCACUUCAGCGCGUGCCCUUCAAGCCUCCCUCUCUGUCUCUUUUAUCAAGUCAGACUCGUACGGAGAGAGAUACAUGCCUGAGAAAGCGGGAUUCCUCACCAUCGCCGGCCGAAUCUAACAUGGACGACGACGCCUCCAAUGGCUUCCGCCGCCACCGCCACCAUAACAGCCGCCGUCGCAGUCGACAAAGCUCCGCGACCGUUGAUCACCGUCGAGCAGGUUUCGGCCCCGCGGACGAAGGAGAUGACUCCGGCGGGGAGGCGGAGGAGGGCAGCGCUGAGGUUUGGGAGACCUUCAACGACAGCUUUCGGCAGGUGCAGUCCGUGUUGGAUCGGAACCGCGUUUUGAUUCAGCAGGUUAACGAGAACCACCAGUCCAAGAUUCCUGAUAAUCUCGUCAAGAAUGUUGCCCUAAUUCAGGAGAUUAAUGGAAAUAUUUCCAAGGUUGUUUCGCUCUACUCCGAUCUCUCCACCAACUUCUCCGGCGUAUUUCAUCAGCCAAACGAGAACGAAAGCGGAGCGGUUGUCGCUAAGAAAGGUAGUGUCAAGGGGAAGAACACGGAAGCUUGAGUCGAUAAAAAAUUUCUAAGGUUGAAUUCAUCUUAUUUGUAAAUCAGUUUCUGUUGUUGUAGUGUGUUUAGGUUUCAAAUUACUGAAUAUCAAAACACUGCUUCUGUUUAUGUGGGUGUUGGAGUCUCACUGUUGGUGUUCGUCUCGGUGGAAAACUAUUAUGCUCAUGCUGUGUUUGUUGUCCGUUGUUGUUGUGUUAUAAGGAGGAUGACUGCGGGACGGCGGGACCGACCCCAUUAUCUUCCUCAUCGACUAAUAGACAAUUGAGGUAUUUAUGUUCUGUUUGUUUCUUUGUUA